This is a messenger RNA of Oryctolagus cuniculus (rabbit), 1660 nucleotides long. The record is from RefSeq and is a predicted model, not a curated record. NCBI's taxonomy places the organism in Eukaryota, Metazoa, Chordata, Mammalia, Lagomorpha, Leporidae.
AUCUCUUGCACUGCUAUGAAGUUAUUCCUGAAAGUGCUGUGUGCAAGCUUUAUUUUGAUUUGGAAUUUAACAAACCUGCCAAUCCAGGAGCUGACGGGAAAAAGAUGGUUGCAUUACUCAUUGAGCACUGAUGAAAAAUUUAGCCGCCAUCUGAUAUUUCAGCUCCAUGACGUGGCAUUUAAAGAUAACAUCCAUGUUGGUAAUUUUGUGAGAACAAUUUUGCAGCCUGCUCUUCAGUUGAUUGCCAGUGAAGAUGACGAUAGCAUUUCAGAGACAGUGGACCAGGGAUUUUCCCACUUUUCUGAAGCACCAACAAAACAAGGGGCUUCGUGUAACAAAAUGUCCCCAGAUAAGGACACAGGAGAGAGCUGGACAUUGAAUUCAGAGAAGCUGAGGCAGCUGGGAUCAGCGAAGCAAAGCGAUCCUGAUCUUUCAUUUUUAGUUGUGAAGAAUAAUGUGGGAGAAAAGCAUCUUUUUGUAGAUCUAGGAGUUUAUACAAGAAAUAGAAACUUCCGGCUGUAUAAGUCAUCAAAACUAGGAAAGCAUGUGGCUUUGGAGAUUGCUGAAGAUAACAAAUUCUUUCCUAAACAAUCAAAAACGAUUCCUGAAGAAAACCAGUAUUUCCUCUCUUCUUUGGUAUGCAAUGUCAGAUUCUCAGAUACUUUACGAAUUCUAACAUGUGACACACCUCAGAAUAAAAGAAAGCGAAUGAAGCACUUUAAUAGUACCAGCCCUUCAGUAGGAACCAUCGAAGGUUUUCAGUGUUCACCCUACCCUGAAGUCGAUCAGUUUGUUCUUUCCUUGGUGACUAAAAAUGACAUUAAAGGAGGAAUUAGGCGUUGGAGCUACUUUUUCCCAGAACAGUUGUUGGUUUAUGAUAUUUUCAAAUAUCGCUGGUGUGAGAACAUUGGAAGAGCCCACAAGAGUAAUAACAUCAUGAUUCUGGUUGAUCUGAAAAAUGAAGUUUGGUAUCAAAAAUGUCAUGAUCCUAUAUGUAAAGCAGAAAACUUCAAAACUGACUGUUUGCCAUUACCUGCUGAAGUGUGUCUUUUGUUUCUUUUCAAAGAGGAAGAAGAAUUUACAACAGAUGAAACUAGGAACCAUGAAACCACGAGCCCUCAUAAACCAUCCCCAGGUGCAUCCUCUGACCCUGGCUGGGACAAUGGCAUGGAUGAUGCUUGCUUUUUAGAAGCCACUGAAGAUGCUGAAUUAGCAGAGGCUGCAGAGAGCAGUCUUCUGCGUCACAGUAGUGGAGUGGAUGAGAUUCCUGAUGACCUCAUUAUGGAAGUAUUACAAGAGUAGCCAACUGUGGACAUUACAUAAGCAGCUGUAAUCUGCGAGAUUUGUAACAAAAAAUUAUAUUCAGUCUGUCAAAUGUUACUUGGAAAAUAAUGUAAGUAAAUCAAUUUUAUUGGAAAUUAACUGUAGUAUUUAGUCUAUGUUCACAUUGUCUUAAUUUUACAGGUUAAAACAUACAUGUUUGGGGCUGAUUCAGAUAGGGUUUCAACAUUUUUAAAUUACUCAAGACAUUAUCCUAAAAGGAUCAUGGCCUCUAAAACUAUUAAUCAGUACUAAAUCCUGGGGACUGGACCCUACUUGUUUUCAGAGGCCGCAGGGGAGUAAGUUGGCACAUUUCAGUACGGCUGUCUCCUCAGUGCUG